Molecule: messenger RNA, 368 nt
Organism: Diversispora eburnea
Lineage: Eukaryota; Fungi; Glomeromycota; Glomeromycetes; Diversisporales; Diversisporaceae
Source: the annotation of a GenBank genome assembly
AUGAAAUUCGCUCCACAUUAUAUAAAAGAUAUAAGAAAAAAACUGGACUCGAUCCUUGGAUAAACUCAGAAUCUUCACAAAUCGAAAAUGCUGAUAAUCAUCUUUCGCGAGACUGUAUUAAGAUUUCUAAAUUUCUGGAAGAGAAAGAUGUGAUUAUUGAAGCAGUACAAAAACGAUUCCCUUUCUUGAGAUAUAUUAAAUCGAAUAAAGUUAUUAUUGCUGUACAGAGCUUACCGGAAAUUCAAGUAAGUGUACCUAACAAAACCCGCCUUUAUCAACCAGAGGCUAGCUUACGCCAAUAUGCCAUUGAACAUGGAAUGGAUCCUGAGAAAUUUUCGAUCAUUACUGAGGCUGAGAAUAAAAGAUAG